Messenger RNA from Paraphaeosphaeria sporulosa, 465 nucleotides. RefSeq lists its product as uncharacterized. The coding region runs from base 1 to 465 and encodes 154 amino acids. NCBI's taxonomy places the organism in Eukaryota, Fungi, Ascomycota, Dothideomycetes, Pleosporales, Didymosphaeriaceae. The transcript has a single exon. The record is from RefSeq and is a predicted model, not a curated record.
AUGAACACCCCCGCCGCCCCCGCCAGUGCCCCCGCAAGCCCAAUCUUCCGAUACCCCGUCGGCACCGCCUCGCCCAUGUAUACAACCGCCGUAUUCGACCCCGUCGCGCUGAACCUCUCCCCCGACGUCGUCCGCGCUGUCUCCACUCCCGUCCCUGCUAUCGUGGUCCCAUUGCCUGUUGGCCGCUCCAGCGAUACUGUGAAGGCGAAGUCGCUGGUUGGUAGUGUUGGCGCGGCUGCAGGCGCGGUUUCUGACGCUGUGGAGUUGGGGACGAGGGUCUCAGUGGAGGGGGAGAAGGAAGUGAGGUUGGUGAGAGAGGCAGAAGAAGUCGUGGAUUGUGCUGAUGCGGUGGUGCUGGAGGAUUUUGUGGUGAGGCCGAGGAGGGAGAAUAGGGUUGUUUUGCGGAGAGAGGGGCGCCGCAUUGUGGUGGAAACCAAGCCUGAGCUGUGGUUCAAGGACGACUAG